AUGGCCGCCUCCUCGACUGCUGCUGAGGCCUCCGCGCCGGUGCCGGUGCCCCCAGCCGGCCUGAAGGAGGACAUCGCGGGGCUGUACGACGAGUCGUCGGGGGUCUGGGAGCGCAUCUGCGGCGACCACCUGCACCACGGCUUCUACGAACCGGGCGAUGCCGCGUCGGUGCCCGACGUCCGCCGCGCCCAGAUACGCACCAUCGACGAGGCGCUCGCCUUCGCCGCCGUCCCAGAUGAUCCAGAGAAGAAGCCCAAAACGAUAGUUGAUGUAGGAUGUGGCAUUGGAGGCAGCUCAAGAUACCUGGCGAGAAAAUACGGAGCACAGUGUACGGGCAUCACGUUGAGCCGUGUUCAAGCUGAAAGAGGGAAUGCUCUCACUGCCGCCCAGUGCUUCUCAGACAAGGUUUCCCUCCAAGUUGCUGAUGCUCUAGACCAACCGUUUCCUGAUGGGAUGUUUGAUCUUGUAUGGUCCAUGGAGAGUGGUGAGCACAUGCCGGACAAAACGAAGGAUAUCAGGACAGCUGACUGGUCGGAGAACGUGGCCCCGUUUUGGCCCGCUAUGAUAAAACUAUCACUGUCAUGGAAGGGCCUGACCUCUGCGUUAACAUGUGGAUGGAAGACAAUCAGAGGGGCGAUGGGGAUACUGCUGCUGAUCCAAGGCUACAGGAAGGGGCUCAUCAAAUUCACCAUCAUCACCUGUCGCAAGCCUAGAGCAGCUUAG
Molecule: messenger RNA, 723 nt
Organism: Miscanthus lutarioriparius
Lineage: Eukaryota; Viridiplantae; Streptophyta; Magnoliopsida; Poales; Poaceae
Source: the annotation of a GenBank genome assembly